AUGCUUGCUCCGCACCCGACAUGGCAGGAUAUCGCAGCCGAGAAAAAGCAGACCAUCGACGACAAGAUCCCGCCAGAAUGGCGCGUCACCAAAGAGCAAUUGGAGAAUAAGAAAGUCGUCGAUCUUCCCAGAACAUGCGGGUUGAUGACAGACCGGGAGCUGUCCAUCACUGAACUCAGCGCGGUGGAAAUACUGGCUGCGAUACAGACGCAAAAGUUGACGGCGGUGGAAACCACAGCAGCUUUCUGCAAGAGGGCAGCAAUUGCGCAUCAAGCUACGAAUUGCCUUUCUGAAAUUCUAUUCAAAGAAGCCCUCCAGCAAGCAGCCAAACUAGAUGAAUACAUGCUCGUACACGGCAAGCCAAUGGGCAUCCUGCACGGCCUGCCGAUAUCCGUCAAGGAACAUAUUAAACUGAAAGAUACACCCGCGACUUCGGCUUUAAUUGCUUGGGCAAACGACGCCAGUGACGAGGACGCAUUGAUUGUGAAAACCUUCCGAGAACAAGGCGCCGUGUUUCACGUCAAAACCACAAAUCCGCAGACAUUAAUGGCUCUCGAAACUGUUUCGAAUUUGUUCGGGCGCACGACAAACCCACAUAACACAAACCUUACUUGCGGUGGAAGCACAGGCGGCGAAGGGGCUCUUCUGGCAAUGGGCGGAAGCCCCCUAGGCAUUGGGACUGAUAUCGGCGGCUCAAUUCGCGUACCCAGCGCGUUUUGUGGAGUUUAUGGCUUCAAGCCCACCAUUAGCAGACUGCCGCACAGCGGGCUUUCUGGCCUCAGCGAUGGCAUGCAAAAUCUCGUCGGGGUCGUAGGGCCGCUAGCUCGGUGUAUCGAAGAUUUAGAGCUGUUUUGCGUAGCUGGGUUGAAUCAGGAGCCAUGGAAGUACGAGCCUUCGCUCAUCGAAAUGCCUUGGCGACCGAAUACUACCACGCCGCAGAAAUUAAAAAUCGGAGUCAUCUGGUGCGAUGGAGUGGUACAACCUCAUCCUCCAAUUUUGCGCGCUUUAAAGCACUUAGUCUCCGCCCUGGAAGAUGAUGGUCAUAAUGUUAUCGACUGGGAUACAAGUUUGCACAAGGAAAUCUACGACAUCACCAACGAGAUUUAUUUCCUCGACGGUGGUGCGGAAUAUCACCAGCGACUAGAGGAGGGUAAAGAGCCAGCUGUGUCAAUCGUGAAGUGGCUCUUGGACGAAAAGGCCGUGAGAAGCUACACUGUCGAGGAUACUUGGAAUGUAAAUUCCAGGCUUGAUAGACUUCGCACGUUAUACGCCCAUCAAUGGAAUACUUAUGAUAUUGACGCCAUUAUUUGCCCAGCAAAUGCAUCCGUUGCAUCCGCUCACGAUGAAUCUCGGUAUUGGGGAUAUACCUGUGUAUUCAAUGCGCUGGACUUUCCAGCUGCGAUUAUUCCUGUUGGCACAGUCGAGAAGACAGACACUUGGUCUCAGUUUCCUCCCAUGUCUGCUUCGUCUCUGAAUCCUAAAGAUGAGUGGUACAGGAGUCUGUACGAUGAUGGAAAAGGUCCACUGCGCUAUGAGGGAGCGCCUGUCUCGAUCCAGAUCACUGGUAGAAGAUUUCAUGACGAGGAAGUGUUACGCAUAACAAGUCGCAUUCAGAACCUAUUGCUGAAAAAAGCAGCUAUCGGUCUCGUAGACCAGCCUAUAAAGUCAAGACAGACUUAG
Molecule: messenger RNA, 1680 nt
Organism: Talaromyces atroroseus
Lineage: Eukaryota; Fungi; Ascomycota; Eurotiomycetes; Eurotiales; Trichocomaceae
Exons: 3
Coding region: 1-1680 (559 amino acids)
Source: RefSeq, a predicted model, not a curated record